CGGCGUUCCAGUUUCCCGUUGUUGCUGCCAUAUUAAACCUUUCCCUGAAAAAAUCGUUUAAACAUCUUCAGCACCAAGCAGCCAACAUCAUUCCCUUGUUAUUAUUAUUCUUCAUUCAUGAAUGCUACUCUCCCCUCUCCCGCCGCUCUAGCAAGUAAGGAUCUUCUUUGCAACGAGAAUGGUUCUACCUCUACCUCUACCUCUACCUGUUUUUCCGCUUCACUUCGUUACUGCUAUUAGGGCUUCUGACGGAUUGUUGUUUUCAGAGAAUUUUCUUCUUUAGGCAUGGAUGGAGACAAUAAUGAAUGCAUGAUUGGUCGAAUUCAACAGUUGGAACGUGAGCGUGAUCAACUGCGCAAAGAUAUUGAGCAACUAUGCUUGCAGCAAGCAGGCCCUAGCUAUCUUGUUGUGGCUACUCGAAUGCAUUUUCAAAGGACAGCUGGCUUGGAACAGGAGAUCGAGAGUUUGAAAAACAAACUGGCUGCAUUUACAAGAGAGAAUAUGAAUCUUCAGGAGGAGCUUUCUGAAGCUUAUCGUAUUAAAAGCCAGUUGGCAGAUUUACAUAGUGCUGAGGUCUCAAAGAAUAUGGAGGCUGAAAAGCAGGUUAAAUAUUUUCAAGGCUCUGUUGCUGCUGCAUUUGCUGAACGAGAUAAUUCAAUAAUGGAGGCUGAGAAGGCAAAAGAAAAGGAAGAGAUCAUGUCAAUGAAAUUGAAUGAUCUUCAAAAAAGACUAGAAGAGCUAACCACAGAUACCCUCAAAGAAAAGGAGCUUCUUGCUGUGGUGCAAAUUGAUUCAGCGAAACUAAAAGAACAAAAUGAAACAUUGUUGAAGGUUGUGGAUAAGUUUUAUGAGAUCCGACAGAGCACGGUCGGGAGAUCCGAGGAUAAUGACUGGCAUGAUAAAUGUGCAUGUCUUUUAGAAGAUUCUUCAGACAUGUGGAGAUUCGAUGCCAGUUGUGAAACAUCUACUUCCAAAUACAUUGGCUCUUUGGAGGAGGAGCUGGAGACAUUACGAAGUUCAGUGUAUCAUCUUCAAAAAAAGUUCCGGGUGGGAUUAGAGAUUGAAAACCACUUAAAGAAGAAAGUUUCUGAGUUGGACAAGAAGAGGAUUCUUUCAGAUGAUAUGACAAGGAAUAGGAUAUCAGAGUUACGUAAGUUCCAUGAUCAGCUUAAAUGUGAGGUGAUGGAUUUACUUGAGCAAGGAAAAGCUCAGGUUAAAUCCAUACUUGAUGCUGUUGAAGAAAAGAUGAGACAGUUUCAUAUCAGCAAGCUGCAAAAUUCUGAGCCCCUUCUGAGAGAUGAAAAGUUCAAUGACAUUGAAUGUCGAGAUGUUCAUAUGACCGGUUAUGCUCAACAGAGUGCAACAUCUGAGAAAAAGCGCCCUUUUCCUCGAAACACUGUGGCCCAUGGUGAUACCUCUGAUGUUCUUGUGCAGGCAUUGCAAGAGAAGGUCGCUGCACUGUUGCUUCUCUCUCAGCAGGAAGAAAGGCAUUUAUUGGAGAAGAAUGUAAAUGCAGCUCUUCAGAGAAAGAUAGAAGAACUGCAGAGAAACUUAUUGCAAGUGACCAAUGAAAAGGUCAAGGCUCUUGUGGAAUUGGCACAAUUAAAGCAAGAAUGUCAACUAUUGCGAGAGAAUGCUAGUCAGGGGAUCAAACGAGGAAAUUUUUUGGCUGACCUUGGUGAUAACAUUGUUGCUGCUGCUCAUGAAAGAGAUGGGAAAUUGAAAAACAUGCUUAAGAAAACAUAUCUAAGGCGUUGGAUUGGUCGGCUAGAUGAAGGUGAUGGUCGUGUAAAUGAAAACGAAUUCACUAAUAAAAAAUCCAACCAUGCAGUUGAUUUUGCAAGGAUGAAGGUAGAAAAUGCUAGCCUGAAAGAGAGCAUCGAAAGUAUGGACCAUUUGACCUCUACAAUUCGCAGGCUUCGGCUCUCUAUUUUAAAGGCUAAAGAGUCCACAACAUCCCAAGGGCUUUUUACUCAUAUAGAAGAGACUCUUGAUAAUAUUGUUGCCGAGGCAAAACUUGUGAAGACUGCUCUUGGUAGUUCUCUUCCAGUUAGCUGGUCAGAGGCAGAUCCUGGAUCAUUUGAUGGAAGAAUUAUUGAUGAGCCGUAUGAUGGCUGUGGGGAAACUGUUGAGAAGGUAGACUCUGUUUCUGCUGCAGGACUUGAGAUGGUGGAGCUUGUAAUACUAGCAUGUCAGAUUGUGAAGGAGAAUACCAUGGACAAGCAUUCCAGAGAUGAAAGCUGAUUGAGCUCUAGACAAUUUUCCCAGCUUUGAAGUGCUGCCUGUGGUACCUUGUACAUGUAACAUUGUGUAGAUGUUAAAUCACCGGUUUGUGAAAAUUGUAGUUAUUUUAUUACGGUAAUCUGUCCUUUGAGUGGAAAAAAGGAUAAUAUGUGAAGCUGAUUUUAAAAAAUCCACCCCACCCCCACCCC
Macadamia integrifolia is the source of this 2432-nucleotide messenger RNA. Its product is annotated as myosin-10. The record is from RefSeq and is a predicted model, not a curated record. The coding region runs from base 286 to 2244 and encodes 652 amino acids. NCBI's taxonomy places the organism in Eukaryota, Viridiplantae, Streptophyta, Magnoliopsida, Proteales, Proteaceae. The transcript has 18 exons.